CUCAGAGAUGGCCGAGAGGACUGCCAUCAGAGGAGUUGUCUGGAGUGUUCCAAGGACAACGGUUGCCUACGCUGCCCAGAGCGCCUGUUCCUCUUCUUCCACCGCGAAGGCAUGACCCACCAUGGCUCCUGUCUGCAUGCCUGCCCAGAAAGCUACUUUGGCCAGCGUGGCAAAGACAUGAACCGAUGCAUGAGUGAGUUUGAGGAGCAUUUGCUCGGGCCAAAAGCUGUAGCUGUCACAGCAUAUUAUGCUUAUCUCUCUACUGUCGAUUGGCAUAAUACGCUGUGACAGCUAAGACUAAUUGGUGAAUGAAAACCAACACUUGUUUAUAAAAAGCAUGUUGUUUUGCAUUAUAAUAGGGUUAUAUGAUGUGAUAGAAAAUCUCAAGGGACAAUUUGUGAGUUGAUACAGUGAGGGAAAAAAGUAUUUGAUCCCCUGCUGAUUUUGUUCGUUUGCCCACUGACAAAGAAAUGAUCAGUCUACAAUUUUAAUGGUAGGUUUAUUUGAACAGUGAGAGACAGAAUAACAACAAUAACAUCCAGAAAAACGCAUGUAAAAAAUGUCAUAAAUUGAUUUGCAUUUUAAUGAGGGAAAUAAAUAUUUGACCCCCUCUCAAUCAGAAAGAUUUCUGGCUCCCAGGUGUCUUUUAUACAGGUAACGAGCUGAGAUUAGGAGCACACUCUUAAAGGGAGUGCUCCUAAUCUCAGCUUGUUACCUGUAUAAAAGACACCUGUCCACAGAAGCAAUCAAUCAAUCAGAUUCCAAACUCUCCACCAUGGCCAAGACCAAAGAGCUCUCCAAGGAUGUCAGGGAUAAGAUUGUAGACCUACACAAGGCUGGAAUGGGCUACAAGACCAUCGUCAAGCAGCUUGGUGAGAAGGUGACAACAGUUGGUGCGAUUAUUCGCAAAUGGAAGAACACAAAAUAACUGUCAAUCUCCCUCGGCCUGGGGCUCCAUGCAAGAUCUCAAUUCGUGGAGUUACAAUGAUCAUGAGAACGGUGAGGAAUCAGCCCAGAACUACACGGGAGGAUCUUGUCAACGAUCUCAAGGCAGCUGGGACCAUAGUCAUCAAGCAAACAGUUGGUAACACACUACGCCGUGCAGGACUGAAAUCCUGCAGCGCCCGCAAGGUCCCCCUGCUCAAGAAAGCACAUAUACAGGGCCGUCUGAAGUUUGCCAAUGAACAUCUGAAUGAUUCAGAGGAGAACUGGGUGAAAGUGUUGUUUUCAGAUGAGACCAAAAUUGACCUCUUUGGCAUCAACUCAACUCGCCGUGUUUGGAGGAGGAGGAAUGCUGCCUAUGACCCCAAGAACACCAUCCCCACCGUCAAACAUGGAGGUGGAAACAUUAUGCUUUGGGGGUGUUUUUCUGCUAAGGGGACAGGACAACUUCACCGCAUCAAAGGGACGAUGGACGGGGCCAUGUACCGUCAAAUCUUGGGUGAGAACCUCCUUCCCUCAGCCAGGGCAUUGAAAAUGGGUCGUGGAUGGGUAUUCCAGCAUGACAAUGACCCAAAACACACGGCCAAGGCAACAAAGGAGUGGCUCAAGAAGAAGCACAUUAAGGUCCUGGAGUGGCCUAGCCAGUCUCCAGACCUUAAUCCCAUAGAAAAUCUGUGGAGGGAGCUGAAGGUUUGAGUUGCCAAACGUCAGCCUCGAAACCUUAAUAACUUGGAGAAGAUCUGCAAGAACACAAUCCCUCCUGAGAUGUGUGCAAACCUGGUGGCCAACUACAAGAAACGUCUGACCUCUGUGAUUGCCAACAAGGGUUUUGCCACCAAGUACCAAGUCAUGUUUUGCAGAGGGGUCAAAUACUUAUUUCCCUCAUUAAAAUGCAAAUCAAUUCAUAACAAUUUUGACAUGCAUUUUCUGGAUUUUUUUGUUGAUAUUCUCUCUCACUGUUCAAAUAAACCUACCAUUAAAAUUAUAGACUGAUCAUGUCUUUGUCAGUGAGCAAACGUACAAUAUCAGCAGGGGAUCAAAUACGUUUUUCCCUCACUGUAUGCCAUGUUACAAACCAUGUAGUGUUAAGUCAAGUUACUUCAAUUUGGAAUGAUAUUGGCACUAUCUAGAGUCGCAGAAUAUUUUUCAUGAUCGUUAGGUUGUGCACAUAAAAUGGGAGUUUGAUUAACCGCACUUAACUGCACCGGAUAAACUGCACUUGCACUUUUCUUGCUGUGUAAACACUGCUACGAGGGUGAUUCCACGCGAUCAUUGUCUGUGGCCAAUAUAAAUGUGUUAUGCUGGCAUGUGCUGUAGAAAAGAUUUAAGCAAUUUGUUUGUCUUUCUACAGCACAACAACAUUACAUGUUUGAAUGUUAACAGUUAUCCCGACUAAAACAGGUAUUUAAUUUAUAUGUUUUAAAUCAGUAGAAUACCCAAUGUGCAAUUUUGAAACGUGGUAGUGCAUCAGCAGCUUUCCUCACUGACAGACCUUAGCAAGCUUUACCUGCCAGGGGGCCCCCAUUGAUUUUGUUAUAAUGUUUGAGUCAGUACAGAAAUGUGUAGAAUAGCAGAACAUUUGAUUUAAAAAUGUAAAACUUUCUUUGCGCCCCAUAGCUAAAUCUGUAGAAUUGCAGGAAAUAGCUAUAAAAAUUGUAAAAUUUUCUGUGUGCCCCAUGGCACAAUUGGCAUAUGUGCAGACAAUUUGCUUUAUAACCACAAGAGUUUAUAUGCGCCCCAUUGCAAACAUUUUAGAAUUGCAGGAAAUUUGCUUUAUAACUGCAAAAGAGUUUUACUAAGGGCCCCAAAAGGCUAGCCCAGCAUUUAAAAAAAUGUCUACAUCCAACAGGACAACUUCAAAUCAAAUCAAAUCAAAUUGUAUUUGCCACAUACAACAGGUGUAGACAUUACCGUGAAAUGCUUACUUACAGCCCUUAACCAACAAUGCAUUUAUUUUUUUAUACAAAAGUAAAAUAAAACAACAACAACAAAAAAGUGUUGAGAAAAAAGAGCAGAAGUAAAAUAAAAUCACAGUAAGGAGGCUAUAUAAUAAUGAUAAUAAUAAUAAUAAUAAUAAUAAUAAUAUUAUAAUAAUAUUGUUAAUAUAUAAUAAUAAUAUAUAGAGGGGGGUACCGGUGCAGAGUCAAUGUGCGGGGGCACCGGCUAGUUGAGGUAGUUGAGGUAAUAUGUACAUGUGGGUAGAGUUAAAGUGACUAUGCAUAAAUAAUUAACAGAGUAGCAGCAGCGUAAAAAGUUGGGGUGGGGGUGAAGGGGCAGUGCAAAUAGUCUGGGUAGCCAUGAUUAGCUGUUCAGGAGUCUUAUGGCUUGGGGGUAGAAACUGUUGAGAAGCCUUUUGGACCUAGACUUGGCGCUCCGGUACCGCUUGCCGUGCGGUAGCAGAGAGAACAGUCUAUGACUAGGGUGGCUGGAGUCUUUGACAAUUUUGAGGGCCUUCCUCUGACACUGCCUGGUAUAGAGGUCCUGGAUAUCAGGAAGCUUGGCCCCAGUGAUGUACUGGGCCGUACGCACUACCCUCUGUAGUGCCUUGCGGUCGGAGGCCGAGCAGUUGCCAUACCAGAUGGUGAUGCAACCAGUCAGGAUGCUCUCGAUGGUGCAGCUGUAUAACUUUUUGAGGAUCUGAGGGGGAAUAGGCUUUGUCGUGCCCUCUUCACGACUGUCUUGGUGUGUUUGGACCAUGAUAGUUUGUUGGUGAUGUGGACACCAAGGAACUUGAAGCUCUCAACCUGUUCCACUACAGCCCCGUCGAUGAGAAUGGGGGCGUGCUCAGUCCUCUUUUUUUCCCUGUAGUCCACAAUCAUCUCCUUUGUCUUUGUCACGUUGAGGGAGAGGUUGUUAUCCUGGCACCACACGGCCAGGUCUCUGACCUCCUCCCUAUAGGCUGUCUCAUCGUUGUCGGUGAUCAGGCCGUGGCAGAUGUGUUGUUACCUACCCUUACCACCUGGGGGCGGCCCGUCAGGAAGUCCACGAUCCAGUUGCAGAGGGAGGUGUUUAGUCCCAGGAUCCUUAGCUUAGUGAUGAACUUUGAGGGCACUAUGGUGUUGAACGCAUCAUCUGUGGAUCUGUUGGGGCGGUAUGCAAAUUGGAGUGAGUCUAGGGUUUCUGGGAUGAUGGUGUUGAUGUGAGCCAUGACCAGCCUUUCAAAGCACUUCAUGGCUACAGACGUCAGUGCUACGGGUCGGUAGUCAUUUAGGCAGGUUAUCUUAGUGUCCUUGGGCACGGGGACUAUGGUGGUCUGCUUGAAACAUGUUGGUAUUACAGACUUAGUCAGGGACAUGUUGAAAAUGUUGGUGAAGACACUUGCCAGUUGGUCAGCACAUGCUCUGAGUACACGUCCUGGUAAUCCGUCUGGCCCUGCGGCCUUGUGAAUGUUGACCUGCUUAAAAGUCUUACUCACAUCGGCUACAGAGAGCGUGAUCACAUAGUCAUCUGGAACAGCUGGUGCUCUCAUGCAUGCUUCAGUGUUGCUUGCCUCGAAGCGAGCAUAGACGUGGUUUAGCUCGUCUGGUAGGCUUGUGUCACUGGGCAGCUCGCGGUUGUGCUUCCCUUUGUAGUCUGUAAUAGUUUUCAAGCAACUUCUAAGUGAUAUAGAGUGAAAACAGCCAAAUAUAUAAAAAUCAGACUUUAUUAACAACAUAGUAGGCCUACUAGAACACAUAUGACAGAUUUGACAAAAAAGCACUUUAAAGAAAAUCGAACACGACGGCAGGACGGCUGUGAGUCGCAAAGUGAGAACACCCUUCUGACAGGGUUAUGUCGUUGAGUGGAGCAUAAGACAUUAGGAUUUCCAAAAACGCACAGUGGUUGAGAGCCAAAUGGCUGCAGCAGACCUGGCUUGAAAUAGUAUUUGUCUUCUUUCAAAUCCUUUGAGUGUUUCAUUGAGCCUGUCUGGAGUGACAGAUGGGCCAGGUUUGCACUUUUGGGACUAUUCAAGCAAGCUUAGCUAAGCGCAGUGAAAAAGUAGCAGAAAAACACAUUUGAACCCAGGUCUGCUAUGCACUGAAUAAUGUAGAAAUGCUUUGUUCUUUCUCGAAGAAUGCAGAUCUCCAGAAUGUGAGAGAUGCUUCAACAAAGACUUCUGCACUAAAUGUAAGGGAGGAUUUCAUCUGUUCAAAGGCACGUGCUACAGCAGCUGUCCAGAUGGCACCUUUCCCCACCUAACAGACUGCAUCGGUGAGUGAUUUAAAUAUAUAACUGAGGUAAUGAUAGGGCCUAUAUUUAAUAUAUUUAUCAAUAAACUCAGUGCUUUCAAAGUAUAUCUAAUACAUUUGUAUGGGUUUACAAAGCCAAAUAAAUAGAUCUUCAGCUGAUUGUAAAGAUCAACUGUAUAGUUUUGACAUCUGCAGAAUGUAAAGGUAUGCAGGUGCGCUUUCAAUAGGGGAGAGUGGGAUAAGUUGAGCCGAAGGGUUAGUUGAGCCACCCCUUGUUUGUAGGAAACUAUAUAUCAAAUUAAUCCUGUGACCAAAUAUUUAGGAAUAGGUUAUCAUUUUAUGGAGUCUGUGAAGGAAGAAACCACAUGGAAAAAGCGAUAAGCAAGUUAGGUCAAAUUAAUUUAUUGUGUUAUAGGUUUGAUCAUGCUUGUAUCUAAACCAAAGUAGAUACAGUAGUUUUACGAUUGUUUUUUUUAUCAGUUGGGGUCUCUAUAAGCUACAAUAUGUGAUCCUAAAACUAGCAUGAAAGUGCAUAAUUGUAGCUGUGUGGGCUAAGCUAGUCAAAAUGUUUGCCUUGGGGUAAGUUGAGCCAAUGGCCACCAUACCCCAUACAAAUGAUUAUAUUUUGUCAGUUUUAUGCAUAUUAUUCUUGCAAUGUGCCAUGCAUAUGAACUCAAUAUGCACAUUUGUAUUAUUACGGAGCAGACAUCAUCAUGGUCCGUGUAUACAAACGUAAAACAAGCAGGGGUCUAACUACCCUUGAGGUUCUUGAGAGAGCAGCCAAGGAAGUGAGAGAAGGGAAGAAGUCCAGUAUGAACUUUCUAAACAUAUCAAUCAUUUCGCAGACCAGUUUCAUGGGCUUAGUAGCCUCAAAUGCAGAGAACUUGCCUAUCGAAACAUAAUAUCUAUCCUAGACAACUGGUCAAGAAAUGAAAGGGUAAGCGAUAUUGAACAGAAAGAGCUACAGUAUAUCUGAAUCUAGGCAUAUAUUUAAGAUAUACAAUAUAACACACCCCCAUUACAUGAAUUAAACUUUGACCUUCCAUCACCCACUGUCACAGGACACCAUCACCCACUUACCCCAAGGCGGCUCAACUUACCCUGUCCCUAUGCUCAAUUAGGGACAGGGUAAGUUGAUAACAAGAUGGCGCUGACAGACACGGUUGCCUUGUUCCUAGCUCCUAGCUAACUAUGCAGUAUUUUGUUUUUUUGUGUGUGAUUGCUUGCAUUAUUUGCUCAGAACGUUACUUGCAUUAUUACCUACAGCCGAAAAUAAAUUUUGGAUAUUAGAUCGGCGGUCUCUCACCAGCAAUUCGACUUUCCUGAAUUGGAUCCUUUGUUUGAACUCCCCGAGGCAAUUCCAUUCAUCCCACCGGCUGCUCUAAGACGCCGUAGCCAGAGAAGAGGAAUAAGGUCUGGGCUCCUUAUUCCUCCUAGACUCAGGAGGCGUGCAUAAUGUCCACUACUUCCGAGUGUAUUUCUCGCAAACACUCAGUCCCUGGACAAUAAAUUAGAUGAGCUCAGGGCGAGGAUCUCCUUCCAGAGAGACAUCAGGGACUGUAACAUACUGGCUCUCACCGGAUAUACUGUCCCCAUCCAUUCAGCCAGCGGGGUUCUUCGUCCAUCACACAGACAGGGAGAAAAAACUGCGGUGUAUGUUUCAUGAUUAACUACUUAUGGCGUGAUUGUGGUAACAUACAGGAACACAAGUCCUUUUGUUCUCCCGAUCUGGAAUACCUCACCAUCAAAUGUCGACCGCAUUACCUCCUGAGAUGAUCAUUUUCUUCUGUCAUUGUCACGGCUGUGUACACUACCGGUCAAAAGUUUUAGAACACCUACUCAUUCAAGCGUUUUUCUUUAUUUUGACUAUUUUCAAUAUUGUAGAAUAAAGACAAAACUAUUAAAUAACACAUAUGGAAUCAUGUAGUAACCAAAAAAGUGUUCAACAAAUCAAAAUAUAUUUUAUAUUUGAGAUUCUUCAAAUAGCCACUCUUUGCCUUGAUGACAGCUUUGCACACUCUUGGCAUUCUCUCAACCAGCUUCAUGAGGUAUUCACCUGGAAUGCAUUUCAAUGAACAGGUGUGCCUUCUUAAAAGUUAAUCAGUUUGAGCCAAUCAGUUGUGUUGUGACAAGGUAGGGGGGCCCCCAACCAUAAGAUAGCCCUAUUUGGUAAAAGACCAAGUCCAUAUUAUGGCAAGAACAGCUCAAAUAAGCAAAGAGAAACAACAGUCCAUCAUUACUCUAAGUCAUGAAGGUCAGUCAAUACGGAACAUUUCAAGAACUUUGAAAGUUUCUUCAAGUGCAGUCGCAAAACCAUCAAGCGCUAUGAUGAAACUCGCUCUCAUAAGGACCGCCACAGGAAUGGAGUUACCAUCCUCAGAAAUUGCAGCCCAAAUAAAUGCUUCACAGAUUUCAAGUAACAGACACAUCUCAACAUCAACUGUUCAGGGGAGACUGUGUGAAUCAGGCCUUCACGGUCGAAUUGCUGCAAAGAAACCAUUACUAAAGGGCCAAGAAACAUGAGCAAUGGACAUUAGACCGGUGAAAAUUUGUCCUAUGGUCUGGAGUCCAAAUUUGAGAUUUUUGGUUCCAACCGCUGUGUCUUUGCGAGACGCGGUGUGGGUGAACGGAUGAUCUCCGCAUGUGUAUUUCCCACCGUAAAGUAUGGAGGAGGAGGUGUUAUGGUGUGGGGGUGCUUUGCUGGUGACACUGUCUGUGAUUUGUUUAGAAUUCAAGGCACACUUAACCAGCAUGGCUACCACAGCAUUCUGCAGCGAUACGCCAUCCCAUCUGGUUUAGGCUUAGUGGGACUAUCAUUUGUUUUUCAACAGGACAAUGACCCAACACACCUCCACGCUGUGUAAGGGCUAUUUUACCAAGAAGGAGAGUGCUGCAUCAGAUGACCUGGCCUCCUCAAUCCCCCGACCUCAAACAAGAUGGUUUGGGAUGAGUCGGACCGCAGAGUGAAGGAAAAGCAGCCAACAAGUGCUCAUCAUAUGUGGGAACUCCUUCAAGACUGUUGGAAAAGCAUUCCAGGUGAAGCUGGUUGAGAGAAUGCCAAGAGUGUGCAAACCUGUCAUUUUACAUAUCAUCAAGGCAAAGGGUGGCGAUUUGAAAAAUCUCAAAUCUCAAAUAUAUGUUGUUGAACACUUGUUUUGUUACUACAUGAUUCCAUAUGUCUUAUUUCAUAGUUUUAAUGUCUACACUAUUAUUCUACAAUGUAGAAAAUAGUAAAAAUAAAGAAAAACCCUUGAAUGAGUAGGUGUUCUAAAACUUUUGACCGGUAGUGUCACGACUUCCUCCGAAGCUGCCUCCUUCGGCGUUCGUCGUCACCGGCCUUCUAGCCACUGCCGCUCCUCUUCUCAUCAUUCCAUUUGAUUUGUCUUGUUUUUUACACACACCUGGUUCAUAUCCCCUCAUCAGUCCCUGUAUAAGUAUUCCCUCUGCCUCCCAUGUCUUUGUGUGUGAUUGUUUCUAUGGGAGGUGUCGAUAGCUCGGUGGAGCAUUAUGUACUUUAUCGCAGGGAUAUUCACCUGUGUGUUUUGUUUUCCCCAGUGCACCGUUAAGUCGCACUGUAGUUGUUAUAUGCAUUGCUUCGAACCGCUGUAUUGGCCGAAUAAACCAUUAUUCUGUGAUUUACACCUCCUGCGCCUGACUCCGUCCAAAUCACCUGCUACAGAAUCACACACCCAAACAGCAUGGAGUCAGCAGUAGUGGGGAAUAUGCCUGGAGUCGUUGAGCGGGUCCGGGAGCAUUCCAACAUGUUAGCCAGCUUGGGAAAAGCGAUGGAUCGAGUUCUCCAGGCCAGCGCCUGGAGAGGAGAGGACCUGACCCUGCGGAACCAGCUGAGCGACCGGAUCCAGCCACCAACACACCAGCACCCAGAGGUAUUCACCUGUCUCGACCGAGGGAAUAUGACGGGACAGCGGCCAUGCUGCCAGGGUUUCCUCCUGCAGCUGGACCUCUAUUUCAACACCAUCAGCCCUGCUCCAUCGGAUCGGGAGAAGGUGUCCGCCCUCGUCUCCUGCCUCUCGGGGAAAGCCCUGGAAUGGGCCAACGCGGUCUGGAGUAAAGGAGGAGACGCGUUGACGGAGAAUUAUCUCGCCUCUUCCGGGCAGUCUUCGAUCAUCCCCCCGAAGGAAGAGAGGCGGGCGAGCGUCUGGUCCAUCUGAGGCAGGGGACGAGGACCGCGCAAGACUUUGCCCUGGAGUUUAGAACUCUAGCGGCUGGGUCCGGGUGGAACGAGCGGGCCCUCAUCGACCACUUCUGAUACAGCCUGCGUGAGGACGUCCGAAGGAAGCUAGCCUGCCGGGAAACCACGUUGACCUUCAACCAACUGGUGGACAUGGCCAUCCGGUUGGACAACCUGCUGGCUUCGAGAGGACGUCCUGGAAGGGGCCUGCCCAUUUCAUCCCCCUUCAACCCGGAUCACGGACUUUUGCGAACUGGAAACCGUAUAUCCUGAGGUCGCAUUUGUUGUAGCUGGGGACUUUAAGAUAAAGGAAUAAUAAGGAAAUCUGAGGAAAACGCUACCGAAGUUCUGUGUUACUUGUGCAUCGAUAACUCUGGACAAUUGCUAUUCCCCCUUCCGUGACGGCUACAAGGCCCUCCCCCGCCCUCUUUUCGGCAAAUCAGAUCAUACCUCCAUUUUGCUCCUCCCCUCCUAUAGUCAGAAACUUAAACAGGAAGUUUAAGGACUGUUCAAAGUUGGUUUGACAAAUCAAAAUCUAUACUUCAAGUUUUGAUCAAGUGGACUGGGAAAUGUUCCGUGUUGCCUCUGAGAAUAGUGUUGAAGUAUACACUGAGUCGGUGACGGAGUACAUUAGGAAGUGAGUAGAGGAUGUUGUUACCACUGUGACAAUUAGAACUUAUCCAAACCAAAAACCAUGGAUAGAUGUUAGCAUUUGCGCUAAACUAAAAGCGCGAAGAACCGCAUUUAACCACAGCAAGGUGACUGGAAACAAGGAAGUGUACAAACAGACCAGUUAUGCCCUCCGUAAGGCAAUCAAAGAGGCAAAAUGAUAGUACAAGGACAAAAUGGAGACACAAUUCAAUGGCUCAGACACGAGACGUGACCCUGUGGGUCACUCAAGGAUUAUGAAGGGAAGGACAGCCACGCCGUGGACACUGACGCCUCGCUCCCGGGCAAGCUAAACACCUUCUUCGCCUGCUUCGAGGAAAACACAGAGCCAGCGACGCAGGCCAACGCCACUCAAGAGGACUGUAAGCUCUUGUUCUCUGUGGCCGACGUGAGUAAGAAAUUUAAGCGUGUUAACCCUUGCGAGGGUGCCGGCCCAGACGGCAUCCCAAGUGCUGUCCUCAGAGCAUGUGCAGACCAGCUGGCUGGAGUGUUUACGGACAUAUUCAAUCUCUCCCUAUCCCAGUCUGUUGUCCCCACUUGCUUCAGGAUGUCCACCAUUGUUCCUAUACCGAAGAAAGCGAAACACGCUGUCGUACAUCUCCAUCCAGAGCAUCCCAAACAUGCUCAAUGGGUGAGUAUGAAGGCCAUGGAAGAACUGGGACAUUUUCAGAUUCCAGAUUUGCAGUGCAAUAUCAUGCUGAAAUAUGAGGUGAUGGUGGCGGAUGAAUGGCAUAACAAUGAGCCUCAGAAUGUCGUCACGGUAUCUCUGUGCAUUCAAAUUGCCAUCGAUAAAAUGCAAUUGUGUUUGUUGUCCGUAGCUUAUGCCUGCCCAUACCAUAACCCCACCGCCACCAUGGGGCACUCUGUUCACAACGUUGACAUCAACAAAACCGCUCGCCCAUACGACGCUAUACACGUGGUCUGCCAUCUGUCCGGUACAGUUGAAACCGGGAUUCAUCCGUGAAGAGCACACUUCUCCAGCGUGUCAGUGGUCAUCAAAUGUGAGUAUUUUCCCAUUGAAGUUGGUUAUGACGCCGAGUUGCAGUCAGGUCAAGACCCUGGUGAGUAUAACGACCACGCAGAUGAGCUUCCCUGAGACAAUUUCUGACAGUUUGUGCAGACAUUGUUCAGUUGUGCAAACCCACAGUUUCAUCAACUGUCUGGUGAAGAAGCCGGAUGUGGAGGUCCUGGGCUGGCGUGGUUAAUCAUAGUCUGCGGUUUUGAGACCGGUUGGACGUACUGGCAAAUUCUCUAAAAUGACGUUAGAGGUGGCUUAUGGUAGAGAAAUUAAUAUUCAAUUCUCUGGCAACAGCUCUGGUGGACAUUCCUGCAGUCAGCAUGCCAAUUGCACGCUUCUGUGGCAUUGUGUUGUGUGACAAAACUGCACAUUUUAGAAUGGCCUUUUAUUGUCCCCAGCACAAUGUGCACCUGUGUAAUGAUCAUGCUGUUUAAUCUGCUUCUUGAUAUGCCACACCUGUCAGGUGGAUGGAUUAUCUUGGCAAAGGAGAAAUGCUCACUAACUGCAGGAAUGUCCACCAGAGCUGUUGCCAGAGAAUUUAAUGUUAAUUUCUUUACCAUAUCGUUUUAGAGAAUUUGGCAGUACGUCCAACCGGCUACACAACCGCAAACCACGUGUAACCGCGCCAGCCCAGGACCGCCACAUCCGGCUUCUUCACCUGCGGGAUCGUCUGAAACUAACCACCAAGGAGCUGAUGAAACUGAGGAGUAUUUCUGUCUAUAAUAAAACCCUUUUGUGGGGAAAAUAUCAUUCUGAUUGGCUGGUUCUUGUUCCCCAGUGGGUGGGCCUGGCUCCCAAGUGGGUGGGACUAUGCCCUCCCAGGCCCACACAUGGCUACGUCCCUGCCCAGUCAUGUGUAAUCCAUAGAUUAGGGCCUAAUUCAUUUAUUUCCAUUGUCUGAUUUCCUUAUAUAAACUGUAACUCAGUAAAAUUGUUGAAAUUGUUGCAUGUUGCAUUUAUAUUUUUGUUCAUAUAUUUAUAUUCCGGAGUCUGACAUUGAUCGUUCUGAUAUUUCUUAAUUUCUUAAUUUACAUUUUUGGGAUUUGUGUGUAUUGUUUUGUAUUGUUCAGUAUACUGCACUGUUGGAAAGCAUUUCGCUGCACCUGCGAUAACAUCUGAAAAACGCGACCAAUACAAUUUUAUUUAAAAAAAACAUUUAAAAAAACAUAUGUAAGAGCGAAAACUGUAAUGUUGACAUUAAUUAUAAUUAUUUCCAGGGGUACACUAUAUCCAGAAAUAUGUAGAUAUCUUUGUUAGAAAGAAUACUAUAUUUACCUUGACAUAGUGAUGCUGAAUGUAAAAAUGGCUCAACUUACCCCAAUCUCCCCUACCUGUGUCUCUAGCUAGUCCACUCUGAUGUAUUUGUCUAAAGUCUUUCGUUUCCACUGUGUCUUUAGAAGGCUGUGCGUUCAGCGUUGUGGGUGACUGGGGAGAGUGGAGCCCCUGUCUCCGCAACGGCCUGAGCUGUGGCUUCAGGUGGGGGCGCCAGACUAGGACCCGCAUGCUGUCCUUGAGAGUGCCUGAUGAUAAGGCAUUGCUCUGUCCAUCUCAAAGUAAGAGGUGCAGAAUGAAAAAGAGAUGCCCCGAAGGUGAGCUGAACAUGAUGGUCUGA
This is a messenger RNA of Coregonus sp. 'balchen', 12602 nucleotides long. Lineage: Eukaryota; Metazoa; Chordata; Actinopteri; Salmoniformes; Salmonidae. The record is from the annotation of a GenBank genome assembly.